Schistosoma curassoni is the source of this 6849-nucleotide messenger RNA. The record is from the annotation of a GenBank genome assembly. Lineage: Eukaryota; Metazoa; Platyhelminthes; Trematoda; Strigeidida; Schistosomatidae.
GUUGAUUUGCUGCCUCAAGGUUAUCGCCUGACCCUGAACAUUUUGUGGCGGAUGUUUUGUUUGUUCCUCAAGGUCAUCGGCCCUCAAAAAUGUCAUUUCUUAAAAACUGUCGUGUUUUACUAAAGAGUGCGAACUCGGAUAUAGGACAGUCACCUCAACAGUACAAUGUUAUAUUGGAAAAUCGAUUUGUGAGAGGUGCUUUAUUAUUUGAUUCAGGGGCUAUCGCACAUAUCAGUACUUAUGAAUUCGACUUUCGAAAGUGCCAGUAUACGAAAGCUGUUGACGCGUAUGCAUGCCUAGGCGUAUUAGUUCCUAUGAUAUCACCUACUUCAGACUCGAGCAUUAUGGCGCCACAGUCUUAUAUUGUAUUGGUUACUGGAUGUACUUCUGUGGGCAAGUUGCCGCUCUUUGAGGUUUUUCGCAUCACCAACGUGCAAUUCAUUAAUCUGAAGUGUCAAGGAGUUGAAGAAGACAUCUACCCUGAUCUCCGAAAACUGCUGUCAUCGGGAAUGUUUUACUUUGCCCGAUCCAAUAUUGAUGGGAAACCAUUCGAUUUAACUGUUAACAUUCAAAAUCGAAGUCGUUUGGGUGAUGAAAUGUUGACUUCCAGUGAUAUAUACACUCGGGGUGAUACUGGACUAAAUUUUCUGUGGAACAAAGGGUUGAUGGGACCUUUGAUACGAGCUGGAAUCAAUCCUAGUGAUUGGUUGGUAUCCAUAAUAUGUGGUGGAUUCGAGGUUUGUACAGUCUAUUGCAGCGCUGGUCAAGCUCGAGUUGGUGUCGUAUCAAGAGUGUCAGCUCAGAGACCUGGUACACGUUUUCAUGUACGCGGGAUAAAUGAUUGUGGCGAUGUUGCUAACUUUGUUGAAACAGAACAGGUGGGUAAUUUUUCAGUGUCCAUCCAAGAUCAAUUUUACGUAUGAUAAGCACUGAAACUCCACACAAAUGUUUCAUUAACUGUUAUAACUCUCUUUCUUACGGUUAUGACCCAGCUAUUCCUAUUGCUUAGUAUUCUUGGACACCGAUUCACUCGACAAGACUCCAAAUCAGAACACGGUUGAACAGGAAAGAGAUUAUAUUCCAAAUAACAAGGUUAGAUGGAAGCAAGAUGCAAGCCAGAAGCACAAUAGGGAAAACGUCAGUAUAUUUAUAGUUUUUACAUAAGAAGAUUCCAGAGUAUUCUCCAACUAUCGACUAGUGCUGAUUGGAUAAGAAUUAGCCAAUCAGCGUGCACCAAAGCAAUCAUGCAUUGAGCAUGUUUUAAUCUAGUCUAUGUCCCGCUAACAUUAACCAAGGAAUUGUUCUAUUAUUUUUACGAAUUAUGCUUUAAUAAACGGUUGCAAGACUGUCAAAAUAAAUUUAUAGAAUGCUGGUUGCGAUGACAUGGUCGAUUGAUAACUGUUUACAAUACCAGGAUAACUCAAACUCUAGAAUGAAUUGAGAUCAAAGAUAAGACCGGAAUAAUGGGUUAUUUCUUUAUUAAAAACAUUUGAAAUAUAAGCGAUCAGGAAAUAUUGAUUUUGUAGGUUACUCAGAUUCUAAUGAAAGUUAAAUAUGACAUUAGGCCAAAUGUCCCCUUAACAUAUCAGUUAUGCUGUUGGUGUUGUUAUAUAAUAAUGUACGAUAACUUAUUGAACAUGUGACAUAUCCAUCUUUCACUAGAUCUCUUGUUUAUCAUCGUUUUUUUCCUGAAAUAUUGUGGUAGCUAUGCAGAAAGUUUUAUGAAGAAAUAUCAACUAUUCCAUAUUUCCUUCGUACGAAUAUCGUGCAUGUGAUCACUAGAGCAUAACCAAAUAACUGAAGAAUAUUGAAGUUAAGGAUAGGGGUAUACAUAAGGAACGUACGUUUAUCACUUUGUGGCUAGGAUAUCAUUCGUGUUAGAUUACUGUUUUCUUUUGAUGUACAAUGGUGAUGAGAACAAAAUUAUGUGAAAAUGUCAUAAUGUCCCAGCUCAUGAAUUUAGUGAAUAUUAGCUUUAAUUCUUGAGCAUAUCUAUGGGCUGUCUAGUUGGUGUCUAUACUAUGAUAAUAGUCGAUUAUCGAUGAUUUAGAUAUCAUGUGUACAGACUCGUUCUUAUAUUACAUUUGCACCUACAUUUUUGGUUUUCUACGAGAUAAGCAAAAUAUUACUUUAUGUCACUUGAUCCGUCUAUUAGCUUCUAUUUUUGUUUCGUUGAAAACGGUUGUAACUUACUGUUAUCCUGAUUAUUAUUGUUUUACUCUUUUUAAACAUUUUAGUAAAUUUAGUCAAACAACAAUUUAUUUCAUUCAGCUUGAUCUACUGAUAAAAUUUAAAAGUAUGAACAAGAUUCGCAGAAUAAAGUGAAUUCGUUAUAUUUUGAGGCCUCUUAUCAACUCUUAUAAUUGUAUACAAAGUUUUGCACAUUUUAAUCAGCGAUGACUAAUCUUACAAAAUAGCACAGAAAUACAUAUAAAACAGGAAGAAGAUACAAAUCAUUUAACAAACUAGUUAAGAUUGAUGAAUAUUUAUGUGUUGAAAAUGAAUUCAUACAAAGGAAGGGAAUGAUAUAAUAACUAUCGAUAAAGAGGUAAAAUGAAAGUUAAUUUUUGUUAACAAAUGAGUAAGGAAUAUACAAUCAAGCCACCUAGUUCGUAUAAAAUUCAAAUUAACGUCCGUUAGUAAAUAAAUACCAGAGGAUUGUUGUGGUUGUUUGUUUGUCACUAGUUUUCUUAUAAUGUUCAUAAUCUGUCUAUUUUUUUCAUGACUUAAAAUUAAUAAGUAGUAAAUGGCGAAAGUGAUAUCGUGUUUUUAUCUUUUUAAACAACAUACUGGCUAACGGUAUCAUUACCAAGGUUUAACUUGAUAAUUUCAAAUAUAUUGAGCAUUGGGUAGAUUGUUAUAAGUAAAUUAAUAUAUUUGUAAAAUCCCAAUGAGUAGAAAUAUUGAAAUCUCUGACGUUUCUUGACUCCGUGUAAGCCACUUCUUCAGAGAAUGAGUAAAAACUUUAUUAUAUCUUCUCUGAUGAAGUGGCUUACACUGGGUCAUGAAACGUCAGAAAAUCUUAUUUUUCUACUCAUUGGGAUUUUACAAAUAUAAUAAUUUAUUUACAACAUUAGCUUACUUGUACUUUACAUUUGUUACAUCGUUUUAUUGGUUAAAAUAUCAUUCGUUAAUACGAAGAAGUUAUCUAUUCAUUUUUCUCAAAUUCCUCUUCCUAGAUUGUAAGUUUAAAUCAAACUUCAUUAGUUUUUCAUACAUAAUUUCAUCACCAUAUCUCUCUUUGUUUUUUUUUUCAAAUUUUUUUGGAAAAAUAUUUGGAUAGUUUAUCUAUUUAGGUGACUCAGUUAGUAGUUAUAUUCAAGUUCGUGGUACAGUUCCAUUAUUUUGGGAGCAACCAGGAUUACAAGUUGGUUCACAUAAAAUUUCACUUAGUCGACCGUUAGAAAUAUCAAUGAGUGCAUUCGAACGUCAUUUUAUGAAUUUAAUAUCACAAUAUGGAUCAGUUGGUGUUGUUAAUUUGUUAGGUUGUAAACAAGGCGAAGCAAUGCUUAGUAAAGCCUAUCAGGAACAACAUAGAAAAUCGUCUUUUCGAAAUACUAUCCACCAUAUUAUAUUUGAUUAUCAUUCGGAAUUACAAUCGAAAGGUGCAAAAAGUUUAGAAUGGAUAAAUCAACAGAUCAGUCGGUUAAUUGAUGAUUGGGGAUAUUUCUAUGCAAAUGGUCAACAGGUAGAAUUAUGUCAAACUGGAGUGCUUAGAAUAAAUUGUGUAGACUGUUUAGAUAGAACAAAUGCAAUUGAAACACUUGUCGGUGUUCAAAUAAUUCUUCCUAAAAUGUUAAUGAGCCUUGGUGUAAAUGUUAAAGAUCAACACAAUGUGAUAAAUCGUUUUGUUGAUGGAAUAAAGCAGUUAUGGCAACAAAAUGGUGAUCAUGUAAGUCGAAUAUACGCUGGAACUGGUGCUUUAGGUAGUGGUCGGUCAAAACUACGUGAUGCUCAACGUACAGCUGUUCGGACGAUUCAGCAUAGUUUCUUCGAUAGUGCAAAACAAGAAGCUAUGCAUAUGUUGUUGUCCAAUUCCAGUUUACAAGGAUGGAUGAAACUUGUCGGAGAACAAUAUCUACCUAGACGAUUACUUCAUUCAACACCUAUACUGUUGACUAAUAUUUUACAUCGAUAUCCAGAAUUUAUUCAAAUUCACAAUCUACGCUUAUUUGUUGGUACAUGGAAUGUAAACGGCGGUAAACAUUUUCGUAGUGUUGCUCAUAAACAUGAAUGUGUUACCGAUUGGUUGCUUGAUUUAGCACAAACUGUUAAUCAAAACGUCAACUGGGGUUAUAAAAGCCCUGAUUUUACUGAUUCAGAUGAAUUAAAUAAACCAAUGGAUGUAUUUGCUAUUGGUUUUGAAGAAAUUGUUGAUUUAACUACAUCAAAUAUUGUUGCCGGUUCCAAACCAUCAGCUAAUCAACGUGAUUGGGGUCAGUUCUUACAACGCCAUUUAAAUCGUGAUACUGAUGAACAAGAUUCCUAUCUACUAAUUACAUCAGUUCAAUUAGUAGGUGUAUGUUUAUUUUUAUUUGUUCGUAAACGUCUUGCUGGUUCACUUAGAAAUAUUGCCACUUCAUCAGUUAAAACUGGACUGGGUGGAACUGCAGGAAAUAAAGGGGCUGUAGCAAUACGAUUUCAAUUGGGUGCCACAUCAAUAUGCUUUGUUUGCAGCCAUUUUACAGCUGGUCAAUCCGCUGUUCGUGAACGUAAUGAUGAUUUUCAGGAGAUUUGUCGUCGUCUUAGUUUACCUAAUGGUCGUAAUAUUCUUAGUCAUGAUUAUGUAUUUUGGUGUGGAGAUUUCAAUUAUCGUAUUAAUUUGUCAGGUAAUGAGGUCAAACGGUUAACUGCACAAUCUUCUUGGCUUGAUCUCCUACGUUAUGAUCAGUUGACAAUUGAGAAACUAGCUGGUAAUGUUUUUCGUGGUUUUGAAGAAGGCCCCGUUCGAUUUGCGCCGACAUACAAAUAUGAUUUAUUUUGUGAUGACUAUGAUACAUCUGAGAAAGCACGUUCGCCUGCAUGGACUGAUCGUAUAUUAUGGCGUCGCGUAAAAUUGACAUUUCCUAAAACAGACGAAAAUGGCAUUAUUUGUAUGCAGAAUAAUUCUCCAAGUAUAAAAUGGAAUCCCGGUCGUUUGUUACUGUACAAUCGGGCGGAGUUGAAAACAAGUGACCAUCGACCCGUAGGAGCGAUAUUCAAUAUAGAAGUUCAUGUGAUCUCACGACAAUCUCGACGUAAAGUUAUUUCAGAUAUUACCGAAGAUUAUGGUCCAAUCAAUGCGACUGUUCAAGUUGAUUUAAAAAUUAUAGAAAGUAAUUCAAAACAGUUAUUAUCCGAAGAUGUUAAACCAUACUUAUUAAAUGAUACAGACUUCUUAGAAAGCCUAAAGUUGAUCGGAUCUUCAAGGGAUGGGACAAUUUUACUGUUACAUUUCCUAGAUCCUCUUACUAUACUAUUGAUUUAUGCCAAUUCUAAACAGGCGUCUAUCGCUGCGGCAUUUUUGGAUAAUUAUAUUAUACCAUGGGAUUCUUCAUCAAACGGACUACCUAAAAUAACUGGUGGUUAUGAAAUUCAUUUAUCCACUUCAUUAUACAAUUCUACAAAUUGGUUAGAUCGUAUGCAAAGAUUGAUUGAGAUUUCAGAACGUGAAGAAUCUAAUAUAAAUGAUUGUCGAAUACCAGCUGAAAUUUUCAACGCAUUACCUUCAAUAAAGAAAUUAGAUAAACAACGACCUUCUAAAUUUGAUGACAACAAUGGACAAACUUCUAAUAAUGAUAAUGAAGAUUUCGAAAAUGAUAUUACUAACUUAACUAUCAACCGGGCUGUUGAACCAUCACAACCUCGUAAUCGUCCACCGCCUCCUAGACCAGCUCCACCGUUAAUUAAACAAUCCAUGAAUAUUAGUAGCAGUAUUAGUAGUAAUUAUAGUAAAGAUGAAUUUGAUGAUUAUCCAACUAACAAUAAUAAUAAUUCAGUUGAUGCAAAGAAAGUAAAUAUCUCUGAUCCUUUAUCACAAACUGAUAAUGAAAUUGAUUCUGAAUUUGAUAAAAUAUUUUCUAUUUCACAUUCUCUAACUACUUCACCUGUUCAUGAAUUUUCAUCGAAAUUAAAUACUACAAUUUCAAAUGAUUUAUUUACACCUUAUAAUGGUAGUAUUCAUAUGGUUAGCAGUUGUGUAGAUCUUAACUUUCAGGAUAAUUCAAUUUUACAACAUGAUAACAAUAAUAAAAGUCGUAUAUUAUCUACAACUGAUCUUAUUGGACUUGAAUUUGAAAAGACGAAUUCCACUAUCAUUAAUGAUACAACAUUGUCAUCUACUCAUUUGCUUGAUCCAGUUAUUGUCCCACCUCCGUUGCCUCAAAGACCAGAAAAUUUUAAGUCAUCACAUUUAGAACAAUAUUUAUCAAUUGAUGAUCCUUUUACUCUUGUAUAUUCUUCACAAAGCGGUUCAUCUACAACCAUGAACCAUGGCAAGGAUGCCGCACUUAUAAAUUUUGAACCCAUCUCUCCGACACGUGUCGUCCCACAAACGCCCUCAAGACAAAUACCACCUCCGUUACCACCUCGUCUAAAAACUGAAGCAGAAUAAUUUCACAAUCUAAACGCAGAAAUUGUUUAAUCUGAUGACUAGCUUCUGGCUUAUUUAUUCAACAGUUAACUUUAUGAGUUGUGAACCAACUUAUCAUUAUUAUCAUUCCAAUAUUUUAUAUUUAUAAUUUAAGCUCAUCUGAUGAUAGAAUCGACUUUUUACUUAGAAUUAUUCAACUAAAGUGGUGUUUUCUUAAUACGAAACGGGUUGUAACAAUGAACUAAAAACACAUAUUUAUAUCAUGAAUAAAUACAUUU